Equus quagga is the source of this 1831-nucleotide messenger RNA. It is a transcript of the gene PPP2CA, whose product is annotated as protein phosphatase 2 catalytic subunit alpha. The transcript has 7 exons. Gene Ontology annotation, molecular function: protein serine/threonine phosphatase activity. Gene Ontology annotation, biological process: mitotic cell cycle; peptidyl-serine dephosphorylation. The coding region runs from base 229 to 1158 and encodes 309 amino acids. Lineage: Eukaryota; Metazoa; Chordata; Mammalia; Perissodactyla; Equidae. Gene Ontology annotation, cellular component: cytosol. The record is from RefSeq and is a predicted model, not a curated record.
GCGGCCGCCAUUACAGAGAUCGAGCUCUGGGACUAGAGCGAGCCGAGGAGGGCAGCGGCCGGUGGCCGAGCACUGCGGGGGGAGCCAGUGGGCCAGCGCUAGCGCCGAGCAGCCGCCAGCAACCACUCAAGUACCCCGGGACCCGGCGGCGGCGUGUGCGUGUGGCCCGUGUGCGGGCGGCGGCGCGGGAAUAGCGCGGAGCGGCAGCCGGUUCGGGUGGGUGGCAUCAUGGACGAGAAGGUGUUCACCAAGGAGCUGGACCAGUGGAUCGAGCAGCUGAACGAGUGCAAGCAGCUGUCCGAGUCCCAGGUCAAGAGCCUCUGCGAGAAGGCUAAAGAAAUCCUGACAAAGGAAUCCAACGUGCAAGAAGUUCGAUGUCCAGUCACCGUCUGUGGAGAUGUGCAUGGGCAAUUUCAUGAUCUCAUGGAACUGUUUAGAAUUGGUGGCAAAUCACCAGAUACAAAUUACUUGUUUAUGGGAGAUUAUGUUGACAGAGGAUAUUAUUCAGUUGAAACAGUUACACUGCUUGUAGCUCUUAAGGUUCGUUACCGUGAACGCAUCACCAUUCUUCGAGGAAAUCAUGAGAGCAGACAGAUCACACAAGUGUAUGGUUUCUAUGAUGAGUGUUUAAGGAAAUAUGGAAAUGCAAAUGUUUGGAAAUAUUUUACAGAUCUUUUUGACUAUCUUCCUCUCACUGCCUUGGUGGAUGGGCAGAUCUUCUGUCUACAUGGUGGCCUCUCACCAUCCAUAGAUACACUGGAUCACAUCAGAGCACUUGAUCGCCUACAAGAAGUUCCCCAUGAGGGUCCAAUGUGUGACUUGCUGUGGUCAGAUCCAGAUGACCGUGGCGGAUGGGGUAUAUCUCCUCGAGGAGCUGGUUACACCUUUGGGCAAGAUAUUUCUGAGACAUUUAAUCAUGCCAAUGGCCUCACGUUGGUGUCUAGAGCUCACCAGCUGGUGAUGGAGGGAUAUAACUGGUGCCAUGACCGGAAUGUAGUAACAAUUUUCAGUGCUCCAAACUAUUGUUAUCGCUGUGGUAACCAAGCUGCAAUCAUGGAACUUGAUGAUACUCUAAAAUACUCUUUCUUGCAGUUUGACCCAGCACCUCGCAGAGGCGAGCCACAUGUUACUCGUCGUACCCCAGACUACUUCCUGUAAUGAAAUUUUAAACUUGUACAGUAUUGCCAUGAACCAUAUAUUGACCUAAUGGAAAUGGGAAGAGCAACAGUAACUCCAGAGUGUCAGAGAAUAGUUAACAUUCAAAAAACUUGUUUUCACACGGACCAAAAGAUGUGCCAUAUAAAAAUACAAAGCCUCUUGUCAUCAACAGCCGUGACCACUUUAGAAUGAACCAGUUCAUUGCAUGCUGAAGCGACAUUGUUGGUCAAGAAACCAGUUUCUGGCAUAGCGCUAUUUGUAGUUACUUUUGCUUUCUCUGAGAGACUGCAGAUAAUAAGAUGUAAACAUUAACACCUCGUGAAUACAAUUUAACUUCCAUUUAGCUAUAGCUUUACUCAGCAUGACUGUAGAUAAGGAUAGCAGCAAACAAUCAUUGGAGCUUAAUGAACAUUUUUAAAAAUAAGUACCAAGGCCUCCCCUCUACUUGUGAGUUUGAAAUCGUUUUGUUUAUUUUCAGGGAUACCGUUUAAUUUAAUUGUAUGAUUUGUCUGCACUCAGUUUAUUUCCCUUCUCAAUCUCAGCCUCAUGUUGUUCUUUGUUGUCAGAACCUGGUGAGUUGUUUUGAACAGAACUGUUUUUUUUUUCCCUCCUGUAAGACGAUGUUACUGCACAAGAGCAUUGCAGUGUUUUUCAUAAUAAACUUGUGAACUAA